AAAUGUCUGAAGACUAUUUGGGGUCACUGUACGUCCACGUGUCUUGUCCUAUUCAGCAAGUAGAUGGCGUCUUCCCGUAACACAGCCGCUCAUCCCUGCUGAAGAUAGCUGAGUCACAUCUCCACACGCGCUCAUUCAGGACACUUCUGAGGCUGUAUUUCGCGGGGUCUCGCGCUUUAACACAAUGCUGACGAUCACUCUGAAGACGCUCCAGCAGCAGACGUUUAAAGUGCAGAUAGAUGAGGAACUGACGGUAAAGGCUCUUAAAGAGAAGAUAGAGGAAGAAAAGGGUCAAGAUGCUUUUCCAGCUGUCGGUCAAAAACUAAUCUAUGCAGGCAAAAUUUUGAAUGACGAUAUACCUCUAAAAGAAUACAAAAUAGAUGAGAAGAACUUUGUCGUGGUGAUGGUUACAAAGCCCAAAUCUGCAACACCACCACAAGCUCCUGCUCCCGUUAGCGCGUCCCUCGCCGAAACCCCCGUCCAUCAGCCCACGGCUCCUGCUGCGCCUCCUACUGCCUCCACAGUGCCUGUAUCAACCCCUGCUCCCGCUCCUGUAGAACCAGCGGCGUCAGCGGAGCCGGCCACGCUGCCUGUUACAGUGCCCCCUGCUGCCUCGGAGGCUGCUGCGGAAACGCCAGAGCCAGUUAGCGCCACUCCUGCUCCGAUCUCAGAAGAGGAGAACCAGGCCGCCCAAGAAGAGCAGGCCAUCGCCCAAUCAGAGGCCAGCAUUAUAGAUGAGUUGGGUCUUUUAGAAGCGGCUGCAUCCAUACUAGUUACGGGUCAAGCAUAUGAGAAUUUGGUGACGGAAAUCAUGUCAAUGGGUUACGAGAGGGAGCAGGUGAUCGCCGCCUUACGAGCAAGUUACAACAAUCCGGACAGAGCCGUAGAGUACCUGCUUAUGGGUAUUCCCACAGAAUCCGAGCAGCCGCCACAGGAAGUAGUUCGGCCCACUGCCGUGCCCAACCCCACCCCUCCCGCACCACAGCGACCUCAGCCUCCGCCCACCGCCACAGCCGGUGCGGAGUCCGGAGCCGCGCAGCCGACGGCAAACCCGCUUGAGUUCCUGAGGAACCAGCCACAGUUCCAGCAGAUGCGGCAGAUCAUCCAACAGAACCCGGCGCUCCUGCCGGCACUGCUGCAGCAGCUGGGCCGAGACAACCCGCAACUCCUGCAGCAAAUCACGCAGCAUCAGGAGCGGUUUGUGCAGAUGUUGAACGAGCCGCAGCCAGGCGAGGCCGGAGCCGCCGAAGCCCCCGCCGCCCCACAGACGAACUACAUUCAGGUCACGCCGCAGGAGAAGGAAGCCAUCGAGAGGUUAAAAGCCCUAGGGUUUCCCGAGGGACUCGUCAUCCAAGCCUACUUCGCCUGCGAGAAGAACGAGAACCUCGCCGCAAACUUCCUGCUCCAGCAGAACUUUGACGAUGAGUGAACGUUACCGGCGACACUUGGAGGACGACGACGGAGAGAAUGCAAGCGUGCGUGUGAAUGUGUGCGAAUAGGAAGUCGACUGGUCUUCCAUGAUGGUUGUCAUGGAGUCUAAACCGAAGCCAUGAUGUGACGUUAAAUAUCAGCACAGCGUUUUAUUUUGAUAGAUAUAGCCGAUCCUCCACGUUGAGGUGUCCGUUGUCUGUCUGGUUUCUGCUGCUAUCACUGCUGUGUGCGUCGAGUGAGUUAAAACCCUGCCAAAAACUCUCAAGCUAUCAGAAUCAUGUUUUUCAAAUGCAGUAUUAAUAAUGAGGCGAUUUUGUUAGGGUAGAUGCCAAAUUUAGUUUGUCAUUGAGGGAUAGAUGAACAUUUAUUCAACCCAAUUUUUUUUGAGUUUCUCCACUGGAAGACGUAUUUUCGAGUCUGUCAAAUUAAAUAUGGCGUCUACUCUAACUUAUGGCACUUUAUAUCAUUUUUAAUGUUUAAUUUUCCUGCGUUUGUGCAAUGGAUGCCACCAAACUACUUUGCAAUUCAUCUGUUCUCCUACAUUACUAUUAGAAAUAAACCCACUGUAUGGGUAGGUUGGUACUUUUAAACCCACGUCCCAAAAAAACAGCAUUGAUGGUUGAGCAUUGAUCCAGUCGGCGACUUAACUAGAUUUUUUUUCUGUUAUGUUUACAGUCUAAAGUUCCCACAUAAAACCAGUUCGGUAUGCAGUAGAAACUCGUGCAGUGGUUUUGAACGGAGCCCGAAAUGCUGCAACAAUCGUAGGUAUUUUAUGUAGUGAAGCAACUGAAUGUGAUCGGGUGUCUCAGCGUGUCUCUAAAACCUCAUGAAAAUAUGCAUACAUGUAAUUUAAAUAUUUGUACAUAUUUGAGUGAAGGAGAAAAAGAGUGUUGUCUUGGUCUCUGUUGUACACUUAAGACAGUGCCAAACGUAAUUAGAAACUGAAAAUGGAUGAAAUUACAGUGUAGUGCUUAAAGUGGAUGCAGAAUGCAUAUAUUUUUAUAUAAAUGAUGUGUCCUGCUCCUAUGGGUUUGCUUUGUAUAGAGUUUAAAGUGCUGGAAGGGUGUUACUUUUGAGUUGGAUUAAAAAACCUAUUGGUGUUCUAACAGGUACAGGAAAGACACGGCCUCCUGUUUACACUAUAUGAUGCAGUUUUGAGUUUUCAUUUCAGCAUUUUAUAUUAUUUUUUCUUCUCUGAGGUUUUGAUGUGUGAAGAAAGUAAACAUGGAAGAUUUUGGUCUUAAAUGCAUCUGCACAAAAGGGUUUGCUGAGUGGUUUAUGAAUGUAUUGUUUUAGUGGUGUGUGAAAUAAAUUGCUUUUAAAAAGCUUCAUCGGAGUCUCCAACUGGA
This is a messenger RNA of Ctenopharyngodon idella (grass carp), 2780 nucleotides long. It is a transcript of the gene rad23ab, whose product is annotated as RAD23 homolog A, nucleotide excision repair protein b. Gene Ontology annotation, biological process: nucleotide-excision repair; proteasome-mediated ubiquitin-dependent protein catabolic process. Gene Ontology annotation, cellular component: nucleoplasm; cytosol. The record is from RefSeq and is a predicted model, not a curated record. Lineage: Eukaryota; Metazoa; Chordata; Actinopteri; Cypriniformes; Xenocyprididae. Gene Ontology annotation, molecular function: damaged DNA binding; proteasome binding; ubiquitin binding. The transcript has 10 exons. The coding region runs from base 185 to 1429 and encodes 414 amino acids.